AUGCCAAGAAAAGUGUCGAAAGAGCUUCAAGAAUGCAUGAGAGAGAUAGAGAAUGUCAUAGAAAACAGCAAAACACCCAGAGAAAGAAUUAACUCAAAGAAGAGGAAGAUGGUGAAGCUUGGUGGCCAUGUAAAGAAGCGCAGCGUUCCACUCAACCAUAUAAUGAAAAGGAUAGAAAAAAGAAAGGCAGAUGCCAUUGCCGAGAGGGAAAGACUGGAGUCUAUGGGUGUUUUCAAGAAAAAGAAGAAUCGUGAUAGAUAA
Messenger RNA from Encephalitozoon hellem ATCC 50504, 261 nucleotides. RefSeq lists its product as uncharacterized. Bases 1 to 261 code for a protein of 86 amino acids. NCBI's taxonomy places the organism in Eukaryota, Fungi, Microsporidia, Unikaryonidae. The record is from RefSeq and is a predicted model, not a curated record. The transcript has a single exon.